GGCUGUUUGACCAUUUGGGGUGUGAAGGAGUGGGCUGUGUGGUCAUUGAGGGUAUUUACAGAUCUGGGCCAGCGGUCCACAUUUUGAAGGCAAGAAAGGUGCAGCUGCAGCACCUGACCGUGCAGACCGGGCCAGCUUUCACAACAGUCAGCCGGCCGGAGAGCCGCGGGGCAAGAUGGCCGCCUUCGAGGAGCUGGGCAUCAUGCCGGAGAUCGGCGAGGCCGUCAGCGAGCUGGAGUGGCUGCUCCCGACGGACGUGCAGGCCGAGGCCGUGCCGCUCAUCCUCGGCGGCGGCGACGUGCUCAUGGCCGCCGAGACCGGCUCCGGCAAGACGGGCGCCUUCUGCAUGCCCAUCCUGCAGAUCGUCUGGGAGACGCUGAAGCGACUGCAGGAGGGCGGCAGCAGCGGCGCGGCGGCGCCGGCCCCGGCCGCCGACCCGGGUUGGCGCAUGUCGCUGCGGGACCGCGGAGACCUGCUGGCCGUCACGCCCGACGGCCUGCGCUGCCAGUGCCGCGAGCAGCGCGCCUGGCAUGGCGGCCGCGCCACGCGCGCCCCCUGCCGCGCCGGACGCUGGUACUACGAGGCCACGGUGACGGACGAGGGCCUCUGUCGCGUCGGCUGGUCCACGCGCCAGGCAUCGCUCGAACUGGGCACCGACCGCGGCGGCUACGGCUUCGGCGGCACCGGCAAGAAGUCCAACAACCGCCAGUUCGACGACUACGGCGAGCCUUUCGGCAAGGAUGACGUCAUUGGCUGCUUUUUGGACCUGGACGGCCUGCAGAUCCGCUUCUCCAAGAACGGCAAGGACCUGGGGCCGGCGUUCGAUGUGACGAAGCAGGCGGCCAGCGAGGGUCUCUUCCCCGCCGUCGUGCUCAAGAACGCCGAGAUGGCGUUCAACUUCGGCGACGCGCCGUUCAAGCACCCGCCGGGUGACGGGUACCAGGCGGUGAGCGCUGUCCCGGAGCAGGACACCGUCGCCAACGCCGCGUCGGCCGCGCCCGCCUCCAAGCGCGUGUACGCCAAGAACGCGCCGCAGGCGAUCGUGCUGGAGCCGUCACGGGAGCUGGCUGAGCAGACGCUGCGCCAGAUCCAGCUGUUCAAGAAGCACCUGAAGCCGCCGGCCGUGCGCGAGGCGCUGCUGAUCGGCGGCGUGCCGGCGCGCGAGCAACGCGAGCAGGUGCAGGGCGGCGUGGACAUCGUGGUGGCCACGCCCGGCCGGCUGGAGGACUUCAUCAACAACGGCGACGUGCGCGUGGACGCGUGCCGCUUCCUGGUGCUGGACGAGGCGGACGGCCUGCUGACGCAGGGCCACGAGAAGAUGAUCGGCCGGCUGCACGCGGCCAUCCCGCAGGUGACGCCCGACGGCCACCGGCUGCAGAUGGUCGUCUGCUCCGCCACGCUGCACUCGUUCGAGGUAAAGCGCAUGGCUGACAAGCUGAUGCACUUCCCCACGUGGGUCGACCUCAAGGGCGAGGACGCCGUGCCGGAGACGGUGCACCACGUGCUGUGCAUGGUCGACUCGCGCACGGACGCCUCCUGGGCGGCGCUGGAGCGGCGCGUGCAGACCGACAUGGUGCACGCGCAGGACGCCGUGCGCGCCGGCUCCGGUUCGGCGGAGACGCUCUCCGAGGCGGUGAAGCUGCUCAAGGCCGAGUACUGCCUGCGCGCCAUAGACGUGCACAAGAUGGACCGGGCGCUCAUCUUCUGUCGCACCAAGCUCGACUGCGAUAAUCUGGAGCGCUACCUGAUGCAGCGCGGCGGCGGCCCGCGGCGCGCCGACAACCCCUACUCGUGCGUCUGCCUGCACAGCGACCGCAGCGUGGCCGAGCGUAAGGACAACCUGGAGCGGUUCAAGCGGCAGCAGGUGCGCUUCCUGAUCUGCACGGACGUGGCGGCGCGCGGCCUCGACAUCACCGGCCUGCCGUUCAUGAUCAACGUCACGCUGCCCGACGAGAAGACCAACUACGUGCACCGGAUCGGCCGCGUGGGCCGCGCCGACCGCAUGGGCCUGGCGGUGAGCCUGGUGUCGGCCGUGCCGGAGAAGGUGUGGUACCACGGCUGCCCGUCGCGCGGCAAGAGCUGCAUGGACACGCGACUGACGGAGCGCGGCGGCUGCUGCAUUUGGUACGACGAGCCGCGCCUGCUGGCCGACAUCGAGGACCACCUGGGCGUCACCAUCCCGCAGAUCGGCACGGACCUGCGCGUGCCCGUCAACGAGUUCGACGGCCGCGUGGUGUACGGCGAGCGGCGCCAGGCGGCCGGCUCCGGCUACCAGGACCACGUGCAGCAGAUGGCGUCGUCGGUGCGCGAGCUGGCCUCGUUGGAGACGCAGGCGCAGACUCUCUUCAUCCGGCGUCACCUGCACCGGCUGGCGGCCUGAGCUGCCCGGCAGGCGGCGGUCUGCCCUCUCCCGGACCGGCCUGGGCCCGGCCAGCCCGUGUCCCAGACGGCGAAGACGGUCACGUGGUGCCAACUGCAUGUGCUUCAUGCAGAGUGGUGGGCUUGGUUUUGUUGCUGUUUUGUGUUGUUAAACGCGGCUUGCAGGUCCGGCUGCGCGACACUUUGGGGCUAAUGUGUUCGCGUCAGGCAUAAUGCAUGGCCAUAGAGCAUGGCUGGUUGACUUCA
This is a messenger RNA of Pollicipes pollicipes, 2625 nucleotides long. Its product is annotated as ATP-dependent RNA helicase Ddx1. NCBI's taxonomy places the organism in Eukaryota, Metazoa, Arthropoda, Thecostraca, Pollicipedomorpha, Pollicipedidae. The record is from RefSeq and is a predicted model, not a curated record. The coding region runs from base 176 to 2380 and encodes 734 amino acids. The transcript has 2 exons. Gene Ontology annotation, molecular function: nucleic acid binding; RNA helicase activity; ATP binding.